AAGAGAGUGGUAGGAGGAGGACUUUGAUCCACCAAGUCCCGCCGGUUGCUGAGAUGGCAUUUGACGACUCUUCUUGUGUCAGUUCAAAAUCCAAAAUUUCCACCUCACCAAGUUUUCGUUAUCAUCACAUCAUCAAAUCAAAUGUUCCUUGUAAAUUGUAAUUAAAAAAGAACACCACUGUUCUCACAUAACCUCUCUUCUCUUCUCUUCUCUUUCCCUCUGUAAAACCCUAAUCUUCCUUGCAUUAAAAUUUCUGGGUUGGCUUCUUCAACAUUUUCUUUGAAUAAGUUGAUUGCUACAUACCUCUCUUCAAAAUCAGGUAGCAAGUAUACCAGAAGGGUUUCAUGGCAGGUAAUGGCCUGCCAUCUCUGGGUCGUGUGAAGCUAACUGAUCUCGCUCCUGCUGAAGGCCUUCCAUCAGAUUCAUACAAACUAUCUGUUUCAACUUUGUCACAGUCACUAGCUCAAUAUUCUGCUGCCAUCAUUCAAUUUCCAGUAAGUGAUGGGGCUCUUUUGAGAUCUGGUUUAGAUUCGGCUCGCCUCUACUUCCACCAAAAAGCAUCAUACCCAGCUGCAGAUAUGGUUAAUACCAAUGACCCUCGUGACUGGUGCAAGACUUCCGGUUAUUGUGCAGAUCCUCAAUUAUGGCUAGAAACCUAUGAUUACAGACCUGGACUCACUCCCUUAGAGCCCAACAACACAAUGGAAUUUCCUCCAGCAGGUUUACCAGAUAUAUUUUCACUGCUUGGAAAGGCAGCUCGGGAUAUAUUGGAUGCUAUCAGCUUCUAUUUGAACUUGCGGAGCUCACCAUUUACUAAAGUACUUGAUAAUGUUCCCUUAAGAAAUGGGGAAAUAUCUUCUUCAGUACUGUCUGUCUGCUGUCAUACAAGACCAUCAUUUCAGGGAGCACAACACCAUAAUUUUACGACUCAAGAGGAUGGCCAGUUGGUUAUGUUUUCUGACCAUGAGCAUCAAGUUGACAAAAGCUUGAUAUCUCUUGUCAAGUCAGACAAGGCAGGUCUACACAUAAAGGACUUUCAGGGUCGUUGGGUUCUUGUGGAUGAAGAUCUUGGUCCCCAAGAAGCUAUUGUUUACCCUGGCCUUGCACUCUAUCAGGCAACUGCUGGAUAUGUCAACCCUGCACUGCAAAGAACAGAGACCACUAAUAUUCAGAGCAACUUGUUUGGCCGAUGUUCUUUGGCUUUUAAACUCAUGCCUAAAUCCAUGACCAGUCUCAGUUGUUCAGAGAUGAGAGAUGCUGGUCAUGGGGUUGAAGCUCAGUUCCAGCUGCCAGUUCCGGUCGAUGACUUUAUGCAAAGAUCUCACCCAACCGAUCAACUUUUCAACAGACACAGUUUUCAAAGUUUCAAUUUCCAUGCAACGCAAGAUGGAUCUAUGAAGCCUUUGUUAAGGAGGAGGAAGAAUGAUUCAAGAUCAAAACCUCUGCCACCUUCCAAGAGAUUAAGGCUUGAGGCCCAGAGAGUUCUGAAGGAAAGGGUUCAGGACAUUGCAGACAAGAAGGGAAUCAAGCUGAGGUUCUGCAACCUGAAGGAGUGUGAGAAUCAUAUUCACACACUUGAUAGCCCAUGUGCCAAUAUAAGAAUGGAGAUUGGGUGGCCACAUGGAGUGCCAUUUGUUCAUCCCCAUGAUCUACCCAAUAAGGCAAAGAUUGGUUUCCUUGAAGCAUAUGAACCUGGUUGGACAGCUACUCAUGAAAUGGAGUUAAGUCUAACUGAACCAGGACAGGCCAGUCAACACUCGGUUAAUUGUAAUUGAACUUUAUGGCUUGCCUUCCCUGGCCGACCUUUAGUUCCUGUAAUUUCCAAUACAUGGCCACCAGAAGCAUGUGGUCCUCCUUCACAUGUGAUUCUCAUUGGAUGACAAUCGUUACUCAUACUGCUCAUACUCCAGUUUUCGGUUUUGUAAAUAGGCAUUCUUGAGAAAAGUUUAUGUUCCUUCAUUUCAAUAGUUGACAAAGUGAACAAGAUGGAUCUGGAACCUUCAUCUGCUCUUAUAUCAAUUGUGCUGCACUCUAAAAAGGCAAUGGAAUCAGAGAAGAGCUGAGGAUCAUAUGGAUAGGAGUGGAGGGGGAUUUUGGAAUUUUAUUUGCACCUCCCAUAUCAUGUUGGUUUUGAUGCUGUAAUACUACAGUGUUAUUCGAAUUUCGAAUGCUUUCCAGAGGCAGGAAGUGUGAGUUAUAGAUCAAUAAAGAGAGAAAGCAACUGAAUCUUGCUGUAAAUUUAUCAUGUACUCUUUUUUGUUGUAUACAUACAGCUUCCCUGA
This is a messenger RNA of Prunus avium (sweet cherry), 2282 nucleotides long. RefSeq names its product 2-oxoglutarate (2OG) and Fe(II)-dependent oxygenase superfamily protein. Lineage: Eukaryota; Viridiplantae; Streptophyta; Magnoliopsida; Rosales; Rosaceae. The record is from RefSeq and is a predicted model, not a curated record.